AGUGCCGACCGGAUGCCCCGCCCCCUUACUUUGAGCCUCCUCCGGGCGCCUGAGGUCUGUGUGAAGUGGAAGGGGAGGUGGGAAGCGAAGCUGAAGCGGCCUGCUGCUUCUCGAAGGAAGGCUCUUCAACCAGCUGCAAUGUCAGCAGACAAUGAUAUUUCCCUCUCCACUUACGAUGAGACUUCGGGAUCAAAACUUGCUCGAAAAGCUAAAGAGACACCAUUUGUCCCAAUUGGAAUGGCAGGCUUUGCAGCUAUUGUUGCCUAUGGAUUAUACAAACUGAAGAGCAGAGGGGAUACUAAAAUGUCUGUCCACCUGAUUCACAUGCGUGUGGGAGCCCAAGGCUUUGUAGUAGGAGCAAUGACUGUUGGUAUGUUGUACUCCAUGUAUCGGGAAUACUGGGCAAAACCCAAACCUUAGGAGGAAAGAUGCUGUCUUUACGCUGAUGUUUUAGAGCUAGAUACCUCACAUUGAGGUUAUUUGUUUUAUGUUUAAAAAUAAAUCAUUUAGGGACAUGUGGUUCUAAAAAGCAGCACAUGUCAGACACGACGCAAUCAUGAUAUUUUAAAGAUUGGAUUUUCAUGGAAGCUUUAGUUUCCCAGGUGAUUCAAGGUAUACUGAUUGGCAUCCAAGAGUUAAUGAGGAGAGCUAGGUUAGUACGAAAGGAACUGGUCAUUGAAGCUUACUUGGGUGAUAAAUUAGAUGCAUAUUUCUCCAAUCUCAAAAAUUAAUGACUAAAAAAUUAACAGGGCCAAGACUCAUGUAGCUCCUAUUGCUUUAAAAUGGGAUAUAUUUUGGGAUAUAAUAUGGGAAGCUGCUUUAACACAAUUCAGGAAAUAGUUCCUCCUUAUCUUGUAGAAUGGUGGAAACUUCAGUGUCUAGGGCUGCCUGGCUUUGCCUAGAGCCAAAAGAACAUCUGUAAGAAAAACAUGAAAUAAAAUAUUAUAGCAAGAGUUUUCUUCCCUACCUUCACCAUAGACAACUUAUUUAUAUUUAAGAUGCGCCUUGAACAGUUGUUAACCAGGCUACUUAACACGGUAGUAUUUAUUAUAAAGUUAGUAAAAGAUGAGAAUAACAAAUGGUAUGGCUUAGUUAUAUUUUUGCUGCUACCAUAUUGAAAUUAUUUUUUAAAUGCCAUCUGUUUUAUAUGUAUUCGAAGUGCUUAUUCAACAGUAAAGAGAACUCUUAAAAUGUA
Molecule: messenger RNA, 1195 nt
Organism: Phascolarctos cinereus (koala)
Lineage: Eukaryota; Metazoa; Chordata; Mammalia; Diprotodontia; Phascolarctidae
Gene: HIGD1A
Product: HIG1 hypoxia inducible domain family member 1A
Biological process (GO): negative regulation of apoptotic process; mitochondrial respirasome assembly
Cellular component (GO): mitochondrion
Source: RefSeq, a predicted model, not a curated record